GUCCAAUGAGUGGUGGAUUUUGUUUUUCUUCGUAGCUUAAAAUACCACAACGGGGCGGCUUUUAUGAGGAGAGAAAUUUGGCAUGUGCUUUCCAGAAAAGGAAAAGAAAAAACUAUAAGCUGCCUGUGCUCUCUUGCAAGAUGUACCAGUCGUUGGUCUCACAAAUGACGAUAUUUUAUUUCAGAGGAAGUUGAACUAGGGUUUCUGUUACUUUCUAAUUUCAGUAAUCACUAUUUUUUGACAUUGCUAAAGUUAAUUGAUGAAAUAUACGUUAAUCUGCGAAGAAGAGAGUUGUUCCAUUCUAACAUCAAGCAAGCUCUGAAGGGACUUGUGGAUUGUCGAAAAGAUGAGUCGGACCUACGUUAUCCUGACGAUAUUGUGUCUGUAUCAUACCUCUUCUGGACAGGACUGCCCCAGCAAGCAGGAGCUGCAGAGCUCCCUGCGCCAGCUGCACAAGCUGCUGUCGGCCCACGAGGCCUCCUACCUGCAGAGUCUGCGCUCGCUCCGGAAGAAGCUGAACCUCCUCCAGAGCACCGCGGCGCGGCAGGGCGGCAAAGCCAGCAACGGGACCUGCCCGAAGCUGGAGGCGCCCAACCACGGCAGGAAGCUGGGCAAGCUGCUGGCGGCGGGGCACGAGGUGCACUUCCUGUGCGAGCCCGGGUACGAGCUGGUGGGGUCCGAGACCAGGCUGUGCCAGGAGUCCCUGAGCUGGAGCGGCCAGCAGCCGUCCUGCAGGAACAUAAACGAGUGUGCUUCCGCCCCCUGCCUGAACGGAGGGACGUGCGCGGACGACGUGAACCGCUUCCUCUGCACGUGCGCCAGGGGCUGGAUCGGCGCCACCUGCCACACCCCCAUUCCCACGUUCUUCACUUUGGUGACCAACGGCUCCUCAGCUGCCGCCACCACCUCCUCCCCCACCUCCUCCUCGCUCUCCCCGUCCUCUCCCCCGUUCUCUCCCUUCGUGCACCCCGCCCGCUGCACGCAGUUCCUGGGCUCCACGCGCUGCACCUGUGAGGCGGGCUUCACCAUUUCGGGCCGGGACAGCAGCCUGUGCAUCGACAUAGACGAGUGUGAGCUGUUCCACAUGGGACAGGCGGGGCGUCUGUGCCUGCACAACUGCGUGAACACCCCCGGGGGCUACCGCUGCACCUGCCCCGCCGGCUACAACCUGACCCGGGACAGCCGCAACUGCAAAGACAUUGACGAAUGUGAGACCAGACAGCACAACUGCACCCGAGACCAGCUGUGUGUGAACACGUACGGCGGCUUUCAGUGUGUGCGCGUGGAGUGCCCCCGCAUCCGAAACGCCACCUACGUCAAGACCUCGCCCGUGCGGUGCGAGCGGAACCCGUGCCCGGUGGAGAACAAGGCGUGCGCCCAGGCGCCCAACUCGGUGUCCUUCCACUUCCUGUCGGUGGUGUCCAACCUGUCGGCGCCGCGCGUGCUGUUCCGGGUGUCGGCGGCGCGGGUGCUGGGCGACACGCUGCGCUUCGGGCUGCUGGGGGCGCGCGGGCGGCGCCACUUCACCGUGCAGCGCUCCGACCGGCAGACGGGCCAGCUGCUGCUGGUCAGCCCCGUGCAGGGCCCCGCCACGCUGGAGGCCGAGGUGGAGAUGAGCGAGCUGGAGCGCCGCGUCACGCUGGGCCGCUACGUCACCAGGGUCACCGUCUUCGUCUCGCCCUACGCCUUCUAGCGCCC
Anguilla rostrata (American eel) is the source of this 1698-nucleotide messenger RNA. Its product is annotated as fibulin-7-like. The transcript is spliced from 8 exons. Gene Ontology annotation, molecular function: calcium ion binding. The record is from RefSeq and is a predicted model, not a curated record. Bases 347 to 1693 code for a protein of 448 amino acids. NCBI's taxonomy places the organism in Eukaryota, Metazoa, Chordata, Actinopteri, Anguilliformes, Anguillidae.